Molecule: messenger RNA, 2170 nt
Organism: Asparagus officinalis (garden asparagus)
Lineage: Eukaryota; Viridiplantae; Streptophyta; Magnoliopsida; Asparagales; Asparagaceae
Product: endoglucanase 24-like
Exons: 7
Coding region: 127-1704 (525 amino acids)
Biological process (GO): carbohydrate metabolic process
Molecular function (GO): hydrolase activity, hydrolyzing O-glycosyl compounds
Source: RefSeq, a predicted model, not a curated record
ACAGCUAAAAGCUUAGACAUCCUCCCCCGCUCUUUCCUCUCCUUCGCUCAAAUCCAAACGCACGCUAAACCAAUCAGAUCCGAAACCCGACAACCCGGUUCAGAUCCGAGACCCGAUAGCCCGCUGAUGUCGGCGUCGAAGGGGAAGGGGUGGGUCGGGUGGCUGAUCGUGCUGCUGGUGCUGGCGCUUGUGGUCACCGCCGUCGUCGUCACCAUCACGAUGAAGAAGCACAAGGGCUCUUCGGGCCUGGGGCCGGUGCCCGGACCCCCCGGUGAGAUCACCGCCAAGUAUUCCGAUGCUCUCGGCGUCGCUCUGCAGUUCUUCGACGUCCAGAAAUCUGGUAAAUUGGUGGACAACAAGAUCAAAUGGAGAGGGGAUUCAGCUCUAAAUGAUGGGAAGGAAGAAGGACUUGACCUAUCGAAAGGAAUGUAUGAUGCUGGAGACCACAUGAAGUUCAACUUUCCAAUGGCUUUCACCGCGACGGUUCUAUCGUGGUCCAUAUUGGAGUAUGGGGAUCAGAUGGACGCAGUGAAUCAGCUGGAUUCAGCGAGGGGCUCUCUCAAGUGGAUCACUGAUUAUCUAAUCAAUUGCCAUCCUAAAGAUGAUUUGCUAUAUAUUCAGGUUGGUGAUCCUGAUUUAGAUCACAAAUGCUGGGAAAGACCGGAAGAAAUGACUGAGAAAAGGCCCCUGAAACAGGUUGACGCAAAGACUCCAGGAACAGAAGUCGCUGCAGAAACAGCAGCAGCCAUGGCUGCAGCUUCAAUGGUCUUCAAAUCAGUGGACUCUACCUAUUCCGAUUCACUUCUCCAGCAUGCCCAGAAGCUCUUUACCUUUGCUGAUACUCAUAAAGGUUCUUAUAGUGUCAGCAUCCCAGAUCUUCAGAAAUACUAUAACUCUACGGGCUACGAAGAUGAACUUCUUUGGGCAGCUACCUGGCUCUAUCAUGCCACUGGAGACCAGUCAUAUCUCAGUUAUGUAACUGUACAAAAUGGAGAAGAUUUUGCUGAUUGGGGAAGACCAACUUGGUUUAGUUGGGAUGAUAAGAGAGCAGGAACGCAGGUUCUCUUAUCCAGAGUAAACUUUUUCGCCUCCAAGCAAGCUUCAAAUGCAGAAAGCAAGGGGCUUCAGAUGUACAAGAAAACAGCUGAAGCUGUUAUGUGCGGUCUUUUACCAGAUUCCCCAACGGCUACUGAUAGUAGAACAGAUGGUGGUUUAAUAUGGAUUGAUCAGUGGAAUGCACUUCAGCAUCCAGUGGCUGCUUCAUUCCUUGCUGUAGUUUACAGUGAUUACAUGCUUACUUCCCGUACAGAGUCAUUUUCAUGCAGUGGGUCAUCCUAUACAUCAGAAGAUCUCCGCAACUUUGCAAAAUCACAGGCUGACUACAUCUUGGGCGACAACCCAAUGAAGAUGAGCUACCUCAUAGGCUACGGUGACAAAUACCCACAACAAGUUCACCACAGGGGCGCAUCCAUCCCUGCCAAUGCCAACACAGGCUGCAAGGGCUUCAAGUGGCUAGAAUCAAAAGAUCCAAACCCUAAUGUCGCUAUGGGUGCACUUGUGGGUGGCCCUUUCAAGAAUGACUCAUAUAUUGACCUGCGAAACAAUUCAAUGCAAGGCGAACCAACGACUUAUAACAGCGCCAUUAUCGUCGGACUUUUAUCUGGCCUCGUGACUACAUCUUCGAUUGCUCAAUCCCUAAGCUAAGUAUGUUUUAGGGUUCGGUGGUCUUUGCUUGAUUUGCUAUUAUCUGGCAUCGUGACUACAUUUUCGGUUGCCCAAUCCCUAAGCUGAGCAUUUCUUAGGGUUCAUUGGUCUUUGAUCAAUUUGUGAUAUAAUGUGUGUGCAAUUCGUUGUAUCAAUGUGAGCAAGCCUGAAUGUUGUGAUGCUGUAUGUUCUGGUAAGUUCGAUUGUUCUGCAUUGUGCAUAUGUAAUUUUUUUGCAGAUCACAUGAUUCAUGAUCUUCUGUUGAUUUGUUCGGGCUGUAAUUUUUUGGUUUUCAUCUUUGUAGGUAUAGGAAAGGGGAAUGUGUUUGUAAUAGAAAUGUGAUCUUCUCGAGAACUUCUUUAAGGGUACAGUUGAUUUUUUACAGUGUGUACUCCAUAUAAUUGCUUGGAAACAUUUCAGUAGUAUUUCGGCUGAAAAUUAUGGCCAACUGGUAAACUAUUGAUUA